CUUGCCCAAGGUCACACAACUAGUUGGUGGCAGAGGUAGAAUAAGGCCUUGAUUCCUUCUCAUCGAGUGUUCUUUCUACCACCCCCCUCCAUCCCUCAAUGCUGCAGCCCCCUCUCUGUAGCUCAUUUCCCAUCUCCAUGCCUUUGCCCUAAAUCGUAGAAUGCUCUCCCAUCUUACUUUCCCUUGUAUUCCCUAGCUUCCCCCCAGGAUCAUCUGAAACCCCACCUUCUGCAAAAGGCUUCUCUCAGGGUCCCCCAACUGCCAGCUCCUUCCCCCUCUCUGUAUUUACUUUGUAUGGAUGUGACCACUUAAUGCCAUCCCUCUUCCCCUCCUGGCCCUCCUUCUCUGGCCCCUACAGAACCUGGCGGGCCGGCUGAAAGAAAACAUGGAGAAGCUGACGGAGGAGCGUGAUCAGCGCAGUGCGGCGGAGAACAGGGAAAAAGAACAAAACAAGCGUCUCCAGCGGCAGCUCCGAGACACCAAGGAAGAGAUGGGAGAGCUGGCCAAGAAGGAGGCCGAGGCCAGCCGCAAGAAGCACGAGCUGGAAAUGGACCUGGAGAGCCUGGAAGCAGCCAACCAGAGCCUGCAGGCAGACCUGAAGCUGGCCUUCAAGCGCAUUGGGGAUCUGCAAGCCGCCAUUGAGGACGAAAUGGAAAGUGAUGACAAUGAGGACCUCAUCAACAGUUUGCAGGACAUGGUGACAAAGUAUCAGAAAAGAAAGAAUAAGCUCGAGGGCGACUCUGAUGUGGAUUCCGAGUUGGAAGACCGGGUGGAUGGUGUCAAGUCUUGGUUGUCCAAAAACAAGGGGCCUUCCAAGGCUGCGUCAGAUGAUGGAAGCCUCAAGAGCUCCAG
Messenger RNA from Gracilinanus agilis (Agile Gracile Mouse Opossum), 852 nucleotides. Its product is annotated as unconventional myosin-XVIIIa-like. NCBI's taxonomy places the organism in Eukaryota, Metazoa, Chordata, Mammalia, Didelphimorphia, Didelphidae. The annotation marks the transcript as partial. The transcript has 4 exons. The record is from RefSeq and is a predicted model, not a curated record.